Messenger RNA from Morus notabilis, 1284 nucleotides. RefSeq names its product syntaxin-71. NCBI's taxonomy places the organism in Eukaryota, Viridiplantae, Streptophyta, Magnoliopsida, Rosales, Moraceae. Gene Ontology annotation, molecular function: SNAP receptor activity; SNARE binding. The coding region runs from base 280 to 1080 and encodes 266 amino acids. The record is from RefSeq and is a predicted model, not a curated record. Gene Ontology annotation, cellular component: SNARE complex; endomembrane system; membrane. Gene Ontology annotation, biological process: vesicle fusion; intracellular protein transport. The transcript is spliced from 9 exons.
AAAAUCAAAAUACUAAGAACUGUUUUUAACAAUCCUGAAAAUUAUGUGAGGAAAAAAAUUAUUAGUAAAAUUAAUUUAAUAUUUCAUACAGGCUGUGGCUUUGGGUUUGAAACAGCGGUAUUUGCUAGUAACCACCACGGCGACAUCGCAAAAAUUCACUAAAAACUCGCCUUUGAAGAACCGAAUUUUCAUCGCCGACCGAAAGAGAAGAAAAGUUUCCGAUCAGAUUCAUUCCAGAAAAAUCGAGAAGGAAAAAGUUUGAAGAAGAAGAUCAAGAAGAUGAGCGUGAUCGAUAUCUUGACCAGAGUCGAUGCGAUCUGCAAAAAGUACGACAAGUACGACGUCGAGAAGCAGAAGGAUCUCAAUGUAUCCGGCGACGACGCUUUCGCCCGCCUCUACGCCGUCGUCGAGGCUGACAUCGAGGCUGCUCUUCAGAAAGCCGAAGUCGCUUCAAAGGAGAAAAGCAGAGCAUCAGCGGUCACAUUGAAUGUAGAAAUUCGCCGGAUCAAGGCUCGGUUGCUUGAGGAGGUUCCGAAAUUGCAGAGGUUAGCUCUAAAAAAGGUUAAAGGGUUAUCAAGUGAGGAGUUUGCUGCUCGUAAUGAUUUGGUCCUUGCUUUGCCGGAUAGGAUACAAGCUAUCCCGGAUGGGGCAGCAGCAGCACCACCCAAACAAACCGGAGGUUGGGCGGCCUCGGCUUCCCGUACUGAAAUCAAGUUUGAUUCAGAGGGACGGUUUGAUGAUGAAUACUUUCAACAAACUGAAGAAUCCAGUGAAUUCAGGCAAGAGUAUGAAACGAGGAGAGUGAAGCAGGACCAAGGGUUGGAUAUGAUAGCAGAAGGUUUGGAUACGUUGAAAAAUAUGGCUCACGAUAUGAACGAGGAGCUGGAUAGGCAAGUGCCUUUGAUGGAUGAGAUUGACACUAAGGUAGACAAAGCUGCAUCUGAUCUUAAAAACACAAAUGUCAGGCUCAAGGACACUGUCAACCAGCUGAGGUCCAGCCGGAAUUUCUGUAUUGAUAUUGUUUUGCUGAUUAUAGUUCUGGGAAUUGCUGCUUAUUUAUACAAUGUAUUGAAGAAGUGAGAUGAGCCAAGUCUCACUGUUCCAAGUGUUUUUGGUUGUGGUAUUGUUCCCUUGUCGUGAGAGUCUGGUAUAUUUGAUCUCUAUUAUUCCACAGUUAAAGUUUACUGCUUAAGAGACUUUGCCUAAACUUGCAUUUAACUUUUGGUUUGCUGUAGGACAUCAACAUCAAUGUAUAAAUAAUUUUUAACUUUUUUGCGGUUUGUU